This is a messenger RNA of Thrips palmi, 2186 nucleotides long. RefSeq names its product dolichol kinase (gene Dolk). The record is from RefSeq and is a predicted model, not a curated record. The transcript has 9 exons. Gene Ontology annotation, molecular function: dolichol kinase activity. Gene Ontology annotation, biological process: dolichyl monophosphate biosynthetic process. Gene Ontology annotation, cellular component: endoplasmic reticulum membrane. NCBI's taxonomy places the organism in Eukaryota, Metazoa, Arthropoda, Insecta, Thysanoptera, Thripidae. The coding region runs from base 509 to 2065 and encodes 518 amino acids.
AGUCCCACUCUAAAGCUUCCGCUAAGCGGCCAGCAGACGAUGUUUUUCCGCCGGGAAUUGAUUUCACUUUGUUAAUUUGUUUUACAAUACGGUGCUCUUUUUAAAUAAUUUCUCCCGCGGUAACCUUGUACGCUGAAAAGAAACUAAUUGGAGAAGUGUAUCUCAUGCUUAUUUCACUGCUUGUUCAAUGACAGGCAGAGCAAAGGUUUUGAAACCUUAUUGCUGCUGCUAGUAAUGUAAAUUAGUAGCAGAAGGGAAUUCGCACCAUGGCAAUUUUGAGCCCAUCCACUUUUCAUGCGCUCCCUUCCUGAUUAUUCUCUAUCACGUUUGGCAGCCUCAGCAUGCUGAUAAUUCGUGGGAGGUUUCAAAGGGUUCAAAGUCCACGGCUUUGAGGUUCUUAUUAACACGUUUCUUGAAUGGCUCGGACACUCAAGCCAUAGUAGUGUUGACAUAGCGCAUAGCCUCACCGGCCUCACCGACGCUGCAGCAGAGGCAAACGCACACCACAAUGGAGGAUCUUUUUUGCCAAUAUAAGACUCUCUGUAAGAGUAUAAGGGUAUCAUUCAAAAACUGUGGUUAUAAUUUGAGGCCAAGAGCAGAAGCAGGAUUGUGGGUUGUGCCACUUAUUCCUACAGCCCUGCUAGUGAGCACACUAAAACAGAUUUUCGCUGGAGGACAGGCAUCGCUCUCUCAUGUUUACUUUGCAACAACAGUCGUUAGUUGCGGUGUUCUAGUAACAACCAUCCUGUAUCUCAUGAGAUUUCUUCCAAAACUUGGUCAUCGAAUCCAUAAUGCCUACCUAGGGGUGCCUGCUGUCGGCACUCUUCUCUUUUUGCUUAUCACUCAGAACGUUUAUAGCCACAACUUUCAUGACUUUGAAAGAGAGAAUACAUGGUUUAGGAAAAGUUGUGGUCUGAGUAGAACAGCUCAUAUCUUAACAGGUUUUAUUUUAAGCAUUCUUGGAGGAGUUAUGAGUUCAUAUGGAGUUCUUGCUGGAUUGCCAACACUUCUGACACUUGCUCCGUCAUGCUUUACAAUUGGAGAAGCAGUGGUUGUGGUCCACUGUUUAAUUAUUUUUGUGUACAGCUCGGCAGUGAAUCUCUGCCACGUGGCAUUUUCACACGUUCCACUGCUAGCAGAAAUGGAUAUCUCUCAAGAGACCUCCUAUGAUAUAUCAACUGUUAUUUUACAGGUGGGCAUGCUGAGUGUAUUGCUCAUGCUUGGAGUUUUAGUGGCAUCCCCAGAGACACGAGAACCAUACUUGUUUUAUGUUGUUCUCAGUCUAGCUGUGCUUACCACAGUUGUCUGCCUGCAUUUAUUGUUGGGUGGAAGUCCAUUCAUUUGGAUUGUUUUGAAUAUUACUCGAGACCAGGGCACUUUCAAUAUAUUUUUAUGGUGGAUAAUUUGCUCCAUUGCCGCCACAGUAAGUGUUCAUAGACAAGUUCGGUGGGAACAAAAAGCUUCCACUUCCCAGCGGAAACUUUUCCAUCUCCUAGCAGUUGUUGUGUUUGGAUUAGGUAUUUUAAAUGUACCAGAUCUCAUUUAUUUGGCAAGUGGUGUGUGUUUUGCCAUAUUUCUUGUCUUAGAGGCUGCAAGAAUUUUACAAAUUCCACCUCUAUCAGAUAUAUUGAAAAAUGGUUUCAUCUUGUAUGGUGAUGAAAAGGAUAUUCUGAUUGCUCUCACGCCACUUUAUCUAUUAGCUGGGAUGGCAGCUCCCCUAUGGCUGUCGCCCUUGGGCAAUAUCCCAAUAGAAGCAGCGCAUCUAAUGCCCUACUUGUCUGGGCUACUCUCAAUAGGUGUUGGGGACACUGCAGCCAGCUAUAUUGGAUCUAAUUUUGGAUCCACCAAGUGGCCAGGAACAAAUCGCACUGUUGAGGGAACUAUAGCAUGUUUCACUUCUCAACUGGCUGUAACAUUGCUUCUCAUAUUUUUUGAUUAUCUUCCUGGUGAUAUACUGUCACUAUUCAGGAAUGUAGUGGCAAUAGGUGCCACAAGCAUGAUUGAGUCAAGAACUGACCAAGUAGAUAAUAUGGUGCUUCCAUUGGUACAUUUCAUCCUUACUUGAUAGAAAAGAACUUUGUGAUCAUUCUAAACAUGGGGAAAAUUGCUGUGGUUUCAAAAUGUCUAGUCACUAGAAGCAUGUCCUGUUUUCAAAGUUUAUUUAUACAUGUUGCUGGCUGAACUCA